Messenger RNA from Protobothrops mucrosquamatus (brown spotted pit viper), 1908 nucleotides. RefSeq names its product serine/threonine-protein kinase SBK2. Gene Ontology annotation, molecular function: ATP binding; protein serine/threonine kinase activity. Bases 90 to 1091 code for a protein of 333 amino acids. The transcript is spliced from 4 exons. Lineage: Eukaryota; Metazoa; Chordata; Lepidosauria; Squamata; Viperidae. The record is from RefSeq and is a predicted model, not a curated record. Gene Ontology annotation, biological process: peptidyl-threonine phosphorylation; peptidyl-serine phosphorylation.
AAGGUGCUACAUGGAUCUGCAUGGAACAGGUAUUGAAUAAGCUGACAAGGCAGGAUUGACUGUUUAAUCAACAAAAUAGGAAGAAAUACAUGGAAAAGAGGCACAUGUGCUCCAGCUCAACAGUUGCGGUUAUGAAAUUAGUCCCUGGUGACAUUGGAAAACGACUUGAGGAGAUGGUGCAGCUGACAGCUCAGAAUCUACCUCAGGUGGAGGUGACCAGUAGUUACACUAUCCUCCGAGAACUUGGCAGUGGUGCCUUUGGGCAUGUAUUGAUGGCAGUCCACCAUCACCAAGGAACUCCCAUGGCACUGAAAUUUGUACAUAAAAAAGAUACAGAGCUACAGGAUUUCCUUAGUGAAUAUUGCAUUGCACUGACUUUGGGGGCGCACCCUUGCAUUGCCACUGCCCUUGGGAUUGCCUUCCAAACCCCCCAACACUAUGUCUUUGCACAAGAAUUGGCAUUGGCUCAUGACCUCUUCUCUCUCAUGGUGCCAAAGGUUGGCAUACCUGAGCAACGGGUAAAGCGCUGUGCCCUCCAGCUUGCAAGUGCCCUGGAGUACAUGGAAUCCAAAGGGCUAAUCCAUCGAGAUGUCAAGCCAGAAAACGUGCUGCUCUGUGACCCUGAAUGCCGGCGCAUUAAGCUGACUGACUUUGGACUGAGCUGCCCAAGGGGCCAUGCCAUUAAGGCCUUGCCUGAAAGUCUGCCUUAUACCGCACCUGAAAUGUGUAUCUUGGGCCCCAAAGCUCAUCUGGAAGUCCAACCGAGCCUUGACACCUGGGCUCUCGGAGUGCUGCUGUUCUGUGUGCUAACUGGCUACUUCCCCUGGCUUACAGCUGUGCUCUCUGAUCAGCAUUAUCGCAGCUUUGUCUCCUGGCAUCGCAGCCCCCGUUUUGUUUCACUCCCAGCCCAUUGGGAACGUUUCACUCCCCAAGCAUUAGAAAUGUUGCAAGGGCUCCUGACACCCAAUCCAGCACUCCGUAGCCCUGCCAAGGUGAUUAUGAAUUACAUCAAAACACCUUGGUUGUUAUUGGAAGUAAAGAGUCGAGUCCGACCCAGCAGGGAACUUCUUGGCACUACCCGGCGAUGCUAAAGAUCAGGUGUUGUAAGGAGAAACAAGAGGCUCUGAAACCUCACCUUAGCCCUUAAAGGACCAACGAUGUCCAUCAAUUAAUAAAGACACUUUGUUUGGUAAAAAUCAGUCGAGCCAGAGAAACAGAGAAAAGAUGACUGGAAAACAAAACAAACUGCUUACCAAGCAAAGAAGGAGAAGCCGACUCAGGGAAAACCUAUGUCAGUCUUGGAAGUAUUUCUAUCUGAUCUCCUGUCUCUGCUUUGGAUCACAGUUUCAAAAGAUUUGAUUUCAGUCUUUCCUUGAUCAAGAAUUAUCCCUAAAAUUCUUAAGUUAAAGUUUCUUAAAAGGAACCAAGUGAAAAAGCCCCAAAUACUCAUAGCUUCAUUCAUUCAUUAUGGAUCAGAUAAAAUGGAGUCAGCUUAAAAUUUCCUAUGAAUGAAUGGGGUAAAAAUUAGUGAUCCUGUUUUCUAGUCAAAUGCAAGAAACAUAUUUGGUAUUGUUAUGAAGCAUGGAGUCCUGUUUUUUGAAAUCAGCCCAGGAAACUUGGGUAUAAACAAAGAUGAUCAAUGAAAAAUUAUAUCAUUCUUUGUCAAAAGCCAUCUUAUAGUAUCUGCUGAGACAUAUCUAACUAAAGGAUGGGAAAAUGAGUUUCAUUGCAAGAAGCCCUGUGAUUUUUAUGUGACAAAAUUGUCCAGAGUUUCUGAGAGCAUAAAAAUGUUUAGGGAUCUGAAAUUGAUGCUAUUGGGAUUCUAGCACUGUAUGUAUAUGGCUGAUUCAAUGAAUGCUAUAUUCACUCAAGUGUACAGUUGUAAAUAAAGUGUAUAGAUUUAUAUUG